GAAAACGAUCUGAAUUCCAACAGCCACAGCAGAUUGAGAUGAAUCUUCGAAGACAGUUUUACCCUAAGAUCUGUUCCCAGGCGUCGGUUCCAUUAUUUACUCAAAUAUUCCAACGGGCACAUGGUCGGCGUGCCGUUCGCUGCGAAGGGUUCACCACGCGUGCGAUCGUUGGAGUGGUGGCGGCAGCCCGUCGUCAGAUGGCAGCACCGUGCUUACUGCUACGAGGAUGACCCUCGUCAUGCCGAUCACAAUCACGAUAUCAACUCGUUAUCGGAUCAUGCCAAAACCACUUCACACGCAGCUGCGCCUUCCCACCACUCGCCCUCUCUCAAAAGCCCCCCUAAAUCGGCGCUUAUUCCGGCGGGGAUCGCGGCGUCGCGCCAGCUGCACGGCGGCGUGGCGGGGGGCUGCUGCCUCACUCUCGUGCUGCUGGUCGCCUACCUCUUCCUGCCGGGAGGCCCCUUCCUAGAUACGUUCUUCUCGCGCCUGCUCUUCCGCGGUCCCCGCGACUGCGACCCUCUCCAGCCCUCCCCAUUCCCCGCUACCCCCCACUGCGCCGCGCCCAGCCCUCCCCCGCCCUGCGCGCACCCGGAUCCCCUCUGCUGCGCCUCCUCCCCACGUUCCCCGACCGCGCCUUCCCCCGCCCCCCCCGCGAACGUGAGCGUAUGGCGAGAGCAGCUGGCAGGCGUGGUGCUGGCGAUUCUGUACAACCGCGCGCCGCUGGUGAACGCGUCGGUGACGCUGCUAAGGCGCGUGUACGGGCGCGUAUUCCAAGACAUUGUGGUGUACUCUGACGAGGCCAUUCCCGAGCUGGGCGUGCUGCCGCUGCGGAGAGUGCCUGGCGUCAGCAUUUCUAGUGGCAAAGGGAAUGCCACCAAUGGCAAUGACAGCAGCAGCAGGGAGCGCACGCCGUGGUACGUGGCGCACGCGACGCUGGCGGACGUGUUUGAGCGCUACCCCACCGCUGCAGGGGUGCUCUGGUCCAACGAUGACGUCAUCCUCAACUACUGGAACCUUGCUGCAGCAAAUAAGUCGCGCAUCUGGUUCGUCAACAGCCGAGCAGCCACCUUCCGCUGGGUAUCAUUCUCCCUUUGGGGCCCUUGCAUCCCCAACAACCGCGAUUGGGCCUGCAGCGCCGCAAUAAGACGCGAGGUGCGAGGGGCGAUCGCCAGACUGGCGCCGUUCAUGAAGCGGCGGUUCAAGAAGGCAACGCGGCCGCACAAGAGGAUGUACACCAAGAGGAUAGCGGACCUGGCGUACAUCCCCAUGCGCCAUGCUCAGCUCAUUGCGGAGUAUCUGUUGCCGGCCUUCAGUAGGGUGCAUUCUGAGGUGGCCAUCGGCAACAUGCUGCUUUGUGUGGAGCCCUUCCCAGAAUGGGACCCAGUGCUCGACCGCAUGAAGUAUCUGUGGGGCGACAAGAGGAACCACACCAAUGACUAUUACUCCACAGAUAUACCGGCCCUGCACCCCUGGAAGCUGAGCACACGGGGGGCCCAGCAGCUGCUGCUGCGGCGCAUGAUGGAAGCCGACCCGUCGCUCGAUGCUGUUUACCGGGAGUUCUUUUGUGGAUGAAAGGGUGGACCGCCACCGGCUUCAUUUUAUACGGAAAAGAGUUAUGGAAAUGCCUUGCAGAAGUCUGUACAGCACAGCACUUACCCAGCAGGUGGAGCAUCAGGGUGUUUUUACAACACUCGCCCCCUAACAAAGAGCCAAACCGUCCCAUCCCCCCUUCUGUUCAUUCUGUUGGAAAUAUCUCAAAGGACUUAAGCGUUUCUGAAGUAUAACACUGUACUCGAGGAAGAUUACAGGGGAGCACGCGAGUCAACGGAGGUUGCACGAGGGGGUGGACAAAGAAUGCGAAGAGACUCGAAAGGUCGCAACUGGAGGUUACGACUGACCGUUACAACAUCACGGAUGGUAACCGAAGCGGCAAUCGAGUCGCUGUGCGACUCGAUAAACCGUUCCUGUAACUGUAUUCUACAACUGCUUUCUUAUCCUCUAUAUAUUGCUGUAUGCUUGUUUCUUUC
Molecule: messenger RNA, 2027 nt
Organism: Closterium sp. NIES-67
Lineage: Eukaryota; Viridiplantae; Streptophyta; Zygnematophyceae; Desmidiales; Closteriaceae
Source: the annotation of a GenBank genome assembly